Drosophila willistoni is the source of this 776-nucleotide messenger RNA. Its product is annotated as Golgi-associated plant pathogenesis-related protein 1. The record is from RefSeq and is a predicted model, not a curated record. Lineage: Eukaryota; Metazoa; Arthropoda; Insecta; Diptera; Drosophilidae. The coding region runs from base 105 to 683 and encodes 192 amino acids. The transcript is spliced from 6 exons. Gene Ontology annotation, cellular component: extracellular region.
CCCACUGACGUAUCAUUCCGGUUUCCCAUUUAAUUUUCAAAUUUAGUUCUAAAUUAGGUUUUUACAGAAUCAGUUCUCCAACCAAGACAAAAGAAAAAAUAAAAAUGUAUUUCUUGAUUUUCAUAAGUUUUCUAUUAAUAUCAGUGAUUGCUAAAAAUGAUUCUGGCUUCAAUAAGGAUAUUCUGAAUGAACACAAUCGUUUGCGUCAGUUGCACGGUGUCCCGGAUUUAAAAUUGGACGAUGAGCUAUCCAAAGGUUGUCAGGCUUAUGCUGAGGAAUUGGCCGUAAAAGAUAAAAUGGUGCACUCCAAAGGAGCAAAUAACGGUGAAUUCGGUGAAAAUUUGGCUUUUAGGACGCAUGAUCUCUUACAUUGUGUGCAGAGUUGGUAUGAUGAAAUCGAGUUAUACAAUUUUAAAAAAGGGGGAUAUCAAAAGGGAACUGGACAUUUUACGGCUGUGGUUUGGAAGGCAACGACACGUUUGGGAGUGGGUCACAAAAAGAAUGAAGUCAGCAAAAAGGUAUAUAUUGUGGCACGCUAUCUACCAACAGGCAAUGUGAUAGGACUGUUUGCAAAAAAUGUUCCAAAACCACUUAAUUCAACAUGUCGUAGCGGAAAUCUCAAUGAAUUUACAUUCGGACUCGUCCUUAUAUUCGCUUGGUUGUUGAACAAAUUUUUGGCAUAGCUGCAGAAGCUAGAUUCUAUUCUCAUUAUAUAAAUAAUUUAUAAAAUGUAUUGGACUGCAAGUACUUGAUCAAAAAUUAUCAUUUUAAAAUUU